Messenger RNA from Sodiomyces alkalinus F11, 3438 nucleotides. RefSeq lists its product as hypothetical. Bases 426 to 3206 code for a protein of 926 amino acids. NCBI's taxonomy places the organism in Eukaryota, Fungi, Ascomycota, Sordariomycetes, Glomerellales, Plectosphaerellaceae. The transcript has a single exon. The record is from RefSeq and is a predicted model, not a curated record.
AGAGAAACCACGACCCGAUUGUCUCCAACCGUUCUUCGUCUUCUGCCUUCUGCCUUCCGUCCUCCGUCCUUCCAUCACCUUCUCGCAGACGUCAUGUAUUAUACAUCGAUUGGGCUUCUCCUCUUUAGUCCUAAUUCGUCCUUUUAUUUCUUUCAUUAACGACACCGAUCUGGAGGCUUCUUCUGAUUGAAUCGAACGAAGCAAUUGGUUGUUCAAAAGAGACCGACUUUCCAGGCGUUUAACGUAAUAUACAGAGUACUGUGUCCACUCGACCACGCUGCACGGGGCAGGUUCAAAUUCGACCCGAUAGCUCCAGAACUGAGUAGAGCUCGUCCCCGUGGAACGCAACAGAGAGACGCGGUGAGGUGAGGUACGAGGCGGAGAGGGGUGGGUGAUAAAGGAACAAUAUCUCGAAUAUCUCGACCAUGUCAGGUCGCAGCGCCCACGUGCGCAAGAAGAUCGGCAAUGAAGCCACCAAGGACGGGAAAAACGCUUCACGAAAUCAUCCUCCACCACCACCACCGCUGAACCCCGGUGGAAGUUACGGUCCAACUUACGGUCAAGGUUACGCUCACAGCUAUGACUACGAGGACGUCGCUUUAAGCGACUUCCCCAUGCCGGGAAGCUCGCUCCCCGUCGGCACCGGAGUCGGGACGACGAACGCACGCUUUUUGAAAUUCUCCGAGCCCCUCCAUGACGCCGCCGACGGGACCUUGGCCGGCAGCGUCGGGCGGCGCAAUCUCACCUUCAGCAGCGCCAUGAGCAUAAGCAGCGGCGGAAGCAGCGCCGAAGGGCGCCGGGAGACCAGCCCCAUCGACGAGUUCGACCACGACCACGACCAAGCCUGGGGUCUCCAGAGGAAACAGACCCUCAGGACCGAGGACGUCUCGGGUAUCGAGCGGUCCGGCCUGCGCAGCAUGCUCGACAAGAAGAGCGAGGGCGUCCGCAAGGGUAUUGCGAAGACGCUUGCCUUUCGGAAAAAGGACAAGGAUGCCCGCCGUGACAGCCUCGACAAUAAAGCGUUCGAACAGCGAUCGCCUACCGCCGCCACUAUGCGACCCCAGGGGGCCCAUCCUCUCAACGCUAUCGAGCUCCCCGGCGGAGAAUUUGGCACGCCUGCCGAGCUCGAAUCGCGUGUCCCCAUCUCUGGCUCGGUGCCGCUAACCGGCCGACGACUGACCAGCGGGACACUCGAUUGGAACCCCAACAACGAUAACAUGGACCACAUGAAUCACGGCAAUCCAUGGGCAGAGCCUCCCCCGCCACCCCCUAUAGGCAAACUGCCUCACAUCCCCACCGCUCAACCACCGCCUAUGAAGCGGUGGGUCGGCGGCGGCCGGCCAGCACAGCGCUGGAAUAAGCUGCGCAAGGACCCCGAACUCUGGGACCCAAACGGCGACGUCCUUGUGUAUUUCGGUCACCGCGGGCAGACGCCAAAACCGAACCCGUCUUUCCGUCUCUCAUCUCACAUCAUCGAGGCCACCGAGUCGCGACCGCUGAUCACCAUGCUGCGGGAAGGGUCCACGGAAGAAGACCUGGACUUCCAGUUGCCUCCGUCGCCCCGAGGGGCACCGCCUUUGCCCCGUCACGACAGGAGGCGCGGUACGCAACACCACCACGGAAAAGACACGGGGCCGGCUGCUGCUACCGCCGCCGCCGCCGCCGCCGCCGGUGGUCAGCCCAGCCCCCCCGCAUCCGAGGAUAACAGCGUCGGCGAUGCGGACGGGCAGAUCUCGUACGAGAUGUACUUUCCGACACCAUCUGGCAUGUCCAAGGUCGACCAGUUCCGCCACCACAUCACGACGCGGAACAUGUUUGCCCUGUUCUACCACGCCUCCCUCGUGGGUAUAUCGCUGUAUCAAGCGCUGUCGGACCUCCACGCCCGGCUCGAUGCGUACAUGCCGGCGAAGGCGGACAAUGUGGAGACCAUGGUCAAGUAUCUCGCGGCACGCGGCCUCGACGACGUCCGCGGGGAGCCCGAGACGGCGGUGGGGUUGCUGGCGUGGACCGAGGGCCCGGAGGUGCGGUGGGAGGAAGGAUGGCGCGAGAGCUUCGUGCACUGCGCCGGCAUGAUGCACGGGCGGCUGGAGCGGUGCGCCGACUUCCGCAACCUGACGCCGGUGACGCGCGCGUUGCUGGAGCGGGCGAGCCUCGAGACGCAGCUCCGGGUGCAGGCGGCCGAAGAUCGGCUGGGUGAGCUGCAGUGCCCGGAGAUGUGGCCGUCCUCCGGUCGGCUUGCGAAUAACAAUAGCCAGGCCAAGGCGGCGGCCGAGAGGUUUCAGAAGUUCCUACUGAAACACUACUCUCGGAUCUACGGCUCAUGGCCGCCACCACUGCCGGCGGACGACAGCGCGGGGUACGGUGGCGGGUCCGGAGGCGAAGGCGAGGAAGGCAUAUGGCUGACGAGGACGGUCGCGCAAGCGCUGCAGCGGGACUUGGGCGCGCUGUACGACUACCUGGUGAACCGCGACAUCGUGUGGGACGAGUCCGAGGCGCGGUCGGGCCGCAAGUGGAUGAUGGUCAGCGAGUCGGGCAACCGGGCGUUCGAGGCGGACAUUUCGGAGCUGCCGAUGACGGACAUGCUGGUAGAGUUCGACAACAAGAUGCGGUUCCCGCACAUACCGCACCCUUACCCGUUGGUGCCGGAAUCGAUGCCGGGCGGGACGGCGGCAGCAGUGGCAGCAUCCAACACCGGCAGGGAGACAUCGUUCAUGUUCAAGAGCUCGAAAAAGAGCGGCGGGAACGCAGCGCUGGAGAGGCGGGUGCAGCUCGCGUACACGGAGGCGACCAACAUCUACGCGCUGGGUACCGAGUUCACGCAGUCGGAUCUCAUCGACGCGUUUGUGAAGUUUGAGAAGACGGACCGGAUCGGGGAGGUGGACCCGGCCGUGGCGCGACGGGGGCGGUGGGUGCUCCUAUACGGGCUGCUGCAGACGCUGGCGAGCGUGUCGGUGGACGUUCCGAGCGUGCGGUACCGGGAGGGGGUGCCGUAUCACCUGUCGGCUCGGCUGCGCGGCAGCCGGGUGCCCCCGUGGAAGGUGCCUAGUGCAGGGACAGGUACAGGGACAGGGACAGGGACAGGAGGGACAGGAUCGGCUGUGGGACGUGGUGGUAUGGAUGAGGCGGCUCACGAGUUGUCACACUGUUGGGUGGCACCGGCGUCCUGGGUCCGCGUGGACGACGAGCAUGAGGAAGAGUAUUUUUGAGGGACCCGACAGGUAGGGCAGUUGAACGUUUUGUAUAUAAGGUAGUGUAAUGAGUGGAUAUUACGGUAUUCUUGUGUGGAAUCCGAGAGCAAGUAUGUAUUAAUAUCGACUUUGCUAUUAUAAUAAACACUUUUCGGUUCGAGAACAGGUGGUGAUGGUGGUGGUGGUGAUGGUGGUGGUGGUGAUGGUGAUGGUGGUGAUCCCGACUUGAACAGGGAGAAUAUGUACUGAU